AUGAGCAGACUUAAUAUCAGUUAAAGGACUGAAUCACCAAUUAUAGUUUAAAUUUAGAAUCUUUAACCUAAUACUUAGUAUUUCUAUGUAUUUGAGUUUUAUGGUAUUGAAAAGAUUACAGCAGAAUAUUUAAUGACAAUAUAUAAUAAAGAAAAAGAUUAUGUAUUUAAAAUAGAUUUAGAUUAACCAAUGUUUUAAUUUAAAACUUUUGGAUUGAUUGGUUAAGCAUAUUCUUUUAAUUUUAGUGCAUCAGGUUGUGCAAGAUCUGCUUCAAUAAGUGAAAUUUUUAUUGAUAUUUAUUAAAAUACCCAUCCUUAAUUUUUUUUUAUGUUAGGUGAUUUACAUUAUAGAGAUAUAGAUAAGGAUUCAAUUGAUGAAUUUGAUUUCGCUUAUAAAUAAGUUUUUGGUUCUGCUACAUAGAGAUAUUUGUAAAACACUUGAAUUAUGUAGAUAUUAAUAAGUACCAUUUGAAUAUUAAUUUGAUGAUCAUGAUUUUGGUAAAAAUGAUGCUGAUGGAAGAAGUCCUACCAGAAAAGUAGCUAAUUUAUUAUAUUGGAAAUAUGUUCCUCAUGGUAAUCUUCAUAAUUUACUACCUUUAUUUUAAGAUGAAGAAUUAACAAAUUUUCCAUCAGAAAUUAAGGAUUUAGAUGAAAUAACUGAACAGAAUAUUGGAACAUAUAGAUAUCAAAUUAUAGGGAGAACAAUAUUAAUAACUCUUGAUUUAAGAACAUUUUAAAAUUUGGAAAUUUUAGGUGAUUAAUUUGAAAGUUAGAGAAAUGAAAGAUCAGUUUUAGGAAAAUAAUAAAGAUAAUGGCUUUUAGUAAUUUUAGAUAGAGUUGCAAUUACAGAAUGGAUAUAAGCUGUUAUUUUUAUAUCUUCAGUGAAUUUUCAUGGAGAAUUUUGGGAAUAGUUUCCAUAUGAAUAAUUAUUAAUAGCUGAAAAAUUAUCAUAUAUUUAAGAAGAUAAAGAUAAAUAAGUAUUAAUAAUUAGUAGCGAUUCUCAUAUGACUGGUAUGAAAAAUGGAUAAAAUUCCUUUAUUUAAACUUUAGGUCUUAAAUAUAAAUAUGGACUUUAAGAAACAAUGUGUGGAUCAUUAGAUAAAUCAGGUUCUUGCAAAACUUAGCCAUUGACAUUUGGACCAUGGUUAGGUAAGAAUCAUUAUACUAAUAUUGAAAUUCAAGAUACAGAAUUAAGAACCUGCAUUAUUGUUAGAGGAUUUGAAAAAAAAACUUUACUAUUUUUUUAUAAUACAUGUGAUGAUAUAUUAAAAGGUCUUUAGGGGAAAGUUAAAUGCCCAUUUGAUGUUUUAAUGAGAGUUGUAUAUGUUAUAGCUUCAUUAUUGGUCUCUUUUGGUUUUUUAAUUGUCCUCUAUUUCAUUGUUAAAAAAUGCCAUAGAAAUAGUAUGAGAUACAGUUUAGUGAUGAGGGAAAAAUGA
Molecule: messenger RNA, 1435 nt
Organism: Paramecium sonneborni
Lineage: Eukaryota; Ciliophora; Oligohymenophorea; Peniculida; Parameciidae
Source: the annotation of a GenBank genome assembly